GCGGCGGCUCUAGGCCAGUGUUGUGGUCACGUGGGCGUUUGUAGUUGCUGCGCCCGCGGCUCUACUCCGGCGGGCUCUUUAUCCCACGGCCCGCCCGCUCGCCUUGUGGCACCCGCCCUCCCCCACCCUCGGAGCCGCUGUCGUGCCAUGCCGCUUGUGCGCUAUCGGAAGGUCGUGAUCCUGGGAUAUCGCUCCGUGGGUAAAACAUCCCUUGCACACCAGUUCAUUGAUGGGGAAUUUCUGGAGUGUUAUGAUCCCACGGUGGAAAGCACUUACAACAAAAUGUUGAUGCUGGGGAAAGAUGAAUUCCACCUGCAACUAGUCGAUACUGCAGGGCAGGAUGAAUACACUAUCUUGCCUCACUCUUUUACCAUUGGCAUCCAUGGCUAUGUGCUGGUGUAUUCCGUCACAUCUCUCAAGAGUUUUCAGGUGGUAAAGUCUUUACACAACAAGUUAUAUGAAAGCAGAGGGAAGACAAGGAUGCCUGUAGUGCUUGUUGGCAAUAAAGCUGAUCUGUCACUAGAAAGCCGUCAGGUGAAGACUGACGAAGGCCGGAAGCUUGCCGAUUCCUGGGGUGCCGUCUUCUUGGAAUCUUCAGCAAAAGAAAACCAGAUGACUCAAGGCAUCUUCACAAAGAUCAUUGAGGAAAUCGAUCGUGUGGACAACUCAUAUGGUGAACAGCGCAGCUGCAUCCUGAUGUGACAUCCCUUAUUCCUACCUGAAACCACUCUGCUGGUGGGAGGGUGUGUGUCAUGAGAUUCAGGCCAGCUUGGGACAGGUAUAGCAACUACCUAAAGCCCUGAAGAGCCGGUCUGAAGGAGCUUACGGGUAACCCACACACAAAAACAAUAUACCUCAUUGCUUGUUCCCUAUACAAGACAGCUAUGUUUUGCACAUUAGUUUGCUGGAAGCAAUCUGUAUAUGUAUAUGUGCGUGCGUGUGUGUGUGUGUGUGUAUAUAUAUAUAUAUAUAUAUAUAUAUAUAUAUAUAUAUAUAUAUAUAUAUAUAUGUAUGUAUUGCCAAAUGUUUACAGAACCAGGAGGGUGGGAGCACAACAGGAUCUAUUUAUGUUUUUUGAUGGAAAGACUCUUCUGUAUAUUUAUAACCGUUUAAUCCACAUACGCACAAGUUUACACACACAGGUGUCUGUACACUAUUUGGUGUAAUGGAGAGGCAGCUGAAUGUAAGUCUUCUCUGUGGAAUUAUUAAUUGAGGGCCAGUUCUUUGGUCUAUAGUUCUUCAGCGGCAGCUGAACUGCUGUACCAGAAAUGCAGUGGGUUUUCAGUCAUGCCUCUUGCAACUUGUUGCCUUAUUUUUGGCAGGGUGAGAUUUCAGACUGCAAUCUGGAUCCUUAGGUGGAUUUUUGUUUUGCUUCCAUUGUAAUGCUGGGAGGCAUGAAGUGGCCAUCACUAAACAAGGCCUCCUAAGAUAUAUAUAUAUAUAUGCGCAAAUAAAAGCGAACUUAUUCUUUAGGGGCCAGAUGGGGGAAAAUGUCAUUAAACCUCUGUGUAUAUUGACCAUUAUUCAGAUGGUAUUGCAUCCACUCUCUAUAUGAAGCAGCAAAAGGUGCCUAGCUUAGUGUAAUAGGAAAACAAAACAUAGAUGGUGUUAUCUAAGCCCUUUUACGUGUUACCGUGUCUUGCUUGUAACUGUUUAUAGCUUUGGAUGGCUCUCUAAAGCAGUUCAAAUACCUUUAUUGAGCAGAUCUCACACUGAUGCGAGAGAUGCAGUGCUAUAAGAGAUCUACUGGAUGGGAAAGUGCUCAUACCUCUUCCAUGACACAUUUGUGUCCUGAGGAAGAAAUGCAAACUGAGAAUGACCCGGCUGGAAGAAAGAGGAGGACUUGCUGGAUGUGUCUCCAUAAAAUACUGCUGGGCAACGCGAUCGUGCUUAAAUGGAGAGAAAAACAAGCUGGAAGGAGAUGGUUCAGUCACUCUAAACUGCUGUUGUGCUACAGUGUUACCCCCUUCUUUCAGUGGGGUAAACAUCUCUUCAGUUUGAUCUCCUUGUGUUUUCUGCAAAGUUGUCCACGUCCAUACCCUGUGGUAUGGAGCUUCCUUUUGCUGGAGUCAGGUGUGAAGUGGCACUCUGGAUGCGGUGGGAUGUUUGUAAUUUUUUUGAAGAAGAUGCUGUUAAAGGGGUUCUAUUCCAUGGCUUCUAAGAAUUUCCUCUCCAAUUGACUGCUUUCUAGUCUGAGCACAACAGUACAGCUGUGGCUAUAUUAAUGGUGCCUUUGUUCUGUUUCUAUAUCUGAUAGAACAAAGCAGGAUGCACUUGAGUGACUAACUUCAUGUGGGCUGGGUACUACAUAAGGUUCUGUUGCUCUGAGCACUGAAGGGACUGCAUAGCCAAGCUGUGUACCAUAACCACCCUGAAAUUCAAGGCAAUACUGCACAGUGCAGACCCUGGAAGUGGCCUCCAUAUUAGGAGUGAGGAACCUGUGGCCCUCCAAAUGUUGUUGGGCUCUUGAUUGCCAUCAGCUCUGGCCAGUAUGGCCAAUGGUCAGGGAAGAUGGGAGUUUAAAGUUAGCCACCCUUACUCUAUACUGAAGCACAAUAUGCUGGGGCCUAGAAUACUUUGGGAAAGUUUGCAUGUUCUAAAACUAUUUUGAUCUCAGCUAUGGUGUUUGGUGCAUAUCCUUUGGUUAUCAUAGUGUCUGUAGUAGAUAAGCCCAAACUCUUUGGGAGCUGCCCUGUUCUUCAGCUACCUCCUGAGACUGCUGAUGAGAUUUGAACCCUGGGCCACUAGCUUGAAGUCCUGAUUACCCAAUAGUACUAUCUUUUGAGUUAAUAUCUGCAGGGGUGUUUUUUAAUGUUGGUGCUUAUUUUUCUUUCUCAGAUGCAAAUUUUCCAGGAGAAAAUCUGACAAGGAAUUAUUUAUCUUUUUAUGGUGCUUAAGAUGCCAGAAAUGCAAGUGUGUUGUCUCUGCCUUUGACAAAGCCACUAGAAUUGUUUGUGUUCCUUGUAGGGCAGGCUCUAAACAGAGUCUGACUUCAUUGAAGGAGACUCAGAAGGUUACAGAGCAUAGCCCGGAAUGUUGUUAAUAUGAAUAGCUGUCCUAUCAAAUGAUGUUGAAUAGUUUAGCAAACGAAACUAUGUGUUUUGAGCAUCACUGUUGAGGUACAGUAUAUCACUUAUCUGAUGAGUUUACAUUUCACAAGGCUAAUCUUUCCACCUGGUGCUCUAACCUAGUAGUCCCUUUGUUAUUUCCCAAAGAGGGCAACAACAUUUUGGGACCUUAAUUCUUUAGCCUUUUAGCUGGAUCUACCAGGGGUUGCUGCUGUUAUUUCUGUACAUGAUUGCUCUGUGCAAUUCCAUGCGGCCAAUUCUCCCCCCCCCCCAAAUUUGUUAUAUGAGACUUAAGUCCCCUCAUUUCAAAUAAGCCCCUUGAAGUUGUUCCUCCAGAUCAAGGGUGUCUUUCUUUUACUGCUAGCUGUGAGAAUGGGAUGUGGGCAACUUUGCCCACAUCUCACCUCUUUACCCCUUUCCUAAGGGGCACAGAUGGGGCCUCUUUUUCUAAGCUGGGGUGGGAAACUUGUGGCCCUCCAGAUGACGCUGGACCACAACUCCCAUAACCGCUUGACAGUUGGCAAUGAUGGCUGGGGCUGCUGGGAGUUGAAGUCCAGCAGCAUAUGGAAGGCUACAGGUCCUGUCCCCCCCAUAUAAGGAAACUGCUGCUGGGUUUCACCCUAUUAAAUGAGGUGGCUAAGCAACACUUUGGCAAAUUAUUGUACUGUGCACUGUUGUGAGGUUGAAUGCAAAAGCAGCAGCUUCCAUGUCUGCUGUCUGUUUAGUGGGAGGAGUGUCAACAACUCCUCCGCUACAAUGUCUCAGCUCUUUGUGCAAUAAACUGGGAAACAUUAACUAGCAAAUUAUCUGCAUGGGUUACAUAUGGGGGAAUGCUGGAAGUGGGAGUGGACUUGUACAAUUUAAUAUUUCUAUGAAGUGUUUUUGCUAGGGGGCAGCAACAUGGAGAUUAAUUCUGAAUUGCAUAGAAAGGCUUGUGGUGGUGAAACCUUGCCUAAAAUGGAAGGAGACAAGAGGCCUAGUUAGCAGGAAAUGCUAACCCAAACCAUUGGAAACAUAUGGGUUCCUGGAGCACAGAGAAUGGCCACAGUGCUCCUCCCCUGGGACUGCUGCUGUGCUACCCAUGGGCAUGCCAUGGUCUGGCUUAGCAUUGCAUCUGAACCCAGACUUGUGGCUAUACACCAGACAAACCUCGAGUGGUAAACCAAGAACAAACCUUGGUUACAGCUCAUGGUUUGUCUUGAGCAAAACAAACUGUUAGCCCAGGUCUGGAUAUAACUAACCCAAACCAUGACUUGGCCUUGGGCAGCGUAGUAGUGGAAGGACUUGCUGAGGAGCACUGCAGCCGUGGUAUUAGCUCUGAGAACCUAUACAUUUGCUAGUUCGUGCUAAGCCAUGGUUUGGCUUCCAUGUGAACUGGCUUGGAGACAGAGCCAGGUGAGCGAGAGAAGGGUCAGGUGAGGAGUCGUCUUGGUUCCACCAUUGGUGGUGUCUGCCCUCUGCCACUGAACUUCCCUUCCAAGAACGUUUGAGCCAGGGGCUGCUCAACAGCAAUGCCAUUGCCUUAAGCUUAGCUUGCGCAAUUUCUCCUGGACAGGGGCGGGGGAAAACUAUGUGAAUGACCUCUGUGAUCUAGUUUGUUUGGAACAUCCAGCUUACAGCUGAGGGGAGAACUCCUCGCUUCUUCUCUUAUGCAAGGCCUGCCAUUACUACUAAAGCAUGAGCUGGAGCAGAAAUGGCCAAGGAGAGUUUUGUGUGUGCGUUUAUAUAGAUUCUGCCAUUUUUAAAAUUGGGGUGGGGGCUACAUGCAUAGAUAUUUACCAGCCCAGACGUUGGCUGCUAGCCUCUGCCAUUUAUAAUGUAUAUAUUUAGGAAGCUUCCCAACCUUCUUUCCCACUCUCUUCCUCCUGCUGGAAUAUAGUAAUGGUGGAAAACAUAGAUCUACUACUGAAUCAAACCCAAAGGCGCUCUCUUCCCAGCUGUGGGCAGCCAGAUGCUUUUAGAAAGCCCAGAAGACUGAAGUGGGUGGGGGGGUUCGGUCCUUCUCUUCUCCCCCACCCCGCCAUUUUCCAGUAGAAAAUCACAGACUGUUGCUGUUUCCCACUGAAGCGGCUGUUCGCUGUUAUGGGUGUUCAAGGUUUUUUUAGCAGGAAAAAUGGCACGGAUAGAAAGCUUUAAAAGCUUCCCCUCCGCAGUAUCACCUCCUCAUCAGGGCUGCCUGCACCUCUCUUAAAAGAGAGAUGCCCCCUGCCUGGGAUUGAAAGAUACAUUUAAAGUAAAGUGUGGCUUCACCUCUCAGUUGCUGGAAAUUGCUCAAGGGCUUUCCUUCACUGCCAUGAGGGCUAGAAACAGAAACUAUGUAUGAAACUUGUUUGUGGGUUCCAUCCUAGCAAGCUGUUCCUGCAUUUUAGUAGCCGUAUGCUGUGUAAUGUGACUGCAUGUGGCCAAACAGGUUGCUGGACAUUUUCCCUGGUUGUUUUUUUUUUAAAAGGCAUGGUGGCCUAGCUGGCCGUUCCCCACUAAUGGUGCAGUGAAGCUCUCUGCCUUGCUGUGGAACAGUGAUGCCUUUUGGGCUUGAUGUAUCUCUCUCAGUAUUUGGCAUGUUCUCUGCUGCUGCCAAGUGCAGAGCUAAUUUGCUACUAAUUGCAUCAAUUAUGUUAUUAGCAACACAGCAGUAAUAUUGUGAUCUUGCCAUCCUCAGUUUUGGACUGAGCUGACUGAAAACAUAAACAGCCUUAAUUCCCCUUGAAAUUAAUCUGGGGCCCCUCCUGACUGCCUGGCCCCUUAAAACCACCAACACAGCUUCAUUCAAAGUGGGGAGGGAUUGCUUCAGUAUGCAGUGCCUUUAGCUGGUGUCCAACAUGCGCACUGGCUAUAUCCAAUGCCAGAGCCUUAACAGCCCACCCAAAAGCAGGAGGCAGGUUAUGCUCCCCUGGGUCCUAGCUGACCCUCUUUCUACCUGCCCUUCUGGGCUAAACAUUGGAUCCCAGCCAUGUAGCCAUCUGCGACCUAUGGAGCAAUAGCGAUGGCUCUUUCCUAGGUUUGGGAGUGAGGAGAGACAGAUUCCUCAAGCCAUGCUGGCAGUGUGGUGCACUUGAAAGUCUUCCCAACAGGGUAUCUAAAAAUGCCACUCCCUACCAUUUCACCAAGAAAUGGAAAGGAGAUGCUUUAGUAACUCACACAGAGAUAGCUGGGCCAUAGCAAAUGAGCUGCAAUCUGGGAUGCAAACGGGACACUGUGAGCAGAGGUUUAGCCCUGCCUCAGUAGUGUGUGACACAUCCCUUUUCUCUGUCUCAUAUCAGUAUAAAGCUGUAAUUCAUCCUUAGGGAGAAAAGUAAGGCAUUGACAAUUUUCAGUGAGGGAGGGGGAUGAACCUACCUGUAAGAGCAAGUAGCUCAGCUUCCUCUGCUAGAAACUCCAUGGUGUGGGGGCAGCCUCCCUCCGCACAAUACCCCGUCUGCGGUAACAUAAAAGUCUAAUUCUGGGUUCUCAAGAAAUGAACUUCAGAGAGUAGUGAUCAGUGCUGAUAUGAGUAGCCAACUUAUACUCCUCAAAAGCUUCUGGACAUACUGUGAGCGGCGCUGGGGCCAAGUAAAAUAAAUAAAUAAAAAAACGGGGCAUCUCCAGGUGAAAUGUUUUGGAAAUUUUGUUAGGGUGCUGGCUUAGAAAGAGACGAUGUAUGUAAUCCAGUGAGAGAGCUUGUAUCUUUGUCAAAUGCCAGUUUAAAACAUUGUUUAGGUGAAGAGGCAGAAGCUGAGUACCUCAGUCAAGCUUUGCCGUGCUGUCAUCCUGGAAACAAGGCUAUUGUCCUCUUUUAACAUCCACCGCACGUUCUAGAACCAAGCAGGUUUCUUUUGACCCUGGUACGCAAUGCAUGCUGGUGUGGAGAGGGGUGCACAUGUGUCCUAGGCCUUCAUAGCAAGCAUACCAUUUUGAAAAGAGGGGCAGCACACGUGUGCCUGACAAAUAUAAUUGGUGCUUCCAGAGGUGAUGGUGGCCCCUCCCCAAACCCCUCAACGUGCUCAUCUGCCUAAGCCCCCAGGUUGAUCUGCCAUUCCUCUCUGUAAAAGUGCUUUGCAGAGAAAUGGACAGAAAAGUGAAGAGGGUGGGACAGAAGCUUGUGUGGUUUCGUAUCUAAGCAUUCAAACUGUUGCUGAAAACAGUAAAAGAAAAGCACAACUUGUUCUGUGGGAGAGAAACUGCAGGAUGGUAUAAUCCUUCUCCCCGGGCCAUUUGUAAAGCGUCAGAGAAUGGAUACGUUAAUUGAUAUAUAUAUGUAUGUGUGUGUAUAUAAGGAACAAUCUCUUGUGUUACUUCGCUUAUUGUUUUUCUUCCCCCUCCCACUGAUCCAACACACACACUCAUUUAUAUGGCAUACAUGCAUACACACGCUUUAAAAUGUAGAGUGAAGGACUUUGCAAAAUGUCAAAUAGGGACAAAUUUUGUGUUGUGAAUAUGUUUUUUCUUACAUAUACAAGUGUUAGAAAGCUAGCAUUGGUAGUGGUACCCUCUUGAGUGUAUUAUAAUGAGAAACCCUCACUUCCCCUCCAUAAGGAGGCCUUGUCUGUCUCCCUCCUCCCCUUGCAGGGAAGCAAGCAGCUGGGGAGAACUAAGCAUGCAAAUGCCAGCACUGGGAAGGGUUAAACAACCAUUUCCCCAGCUCUCAAUUUCCUAUGGCCACUGCUGUUUUUAUUUUAUUUUUAAAUGGACAAAAGAAUCCUGGAAGUUCCUGCUAUUGAAGGAAGAGUACCUCUGAAAAGAUCCUCUGCCUUGAAGUGUCCAGACACUGUACAUUGAAAAAGAAAAAGAACGGUCUUCUAUUUGUUCAAGAUUCUGCCAUUAAUGCUAUGCAUCUCAUGAUUCACAUACUGGAACUAUCUACUAAUAUCAUGUUUCUCUUCAGUAUUUAUUGUUUAAACCAUUAUGUAAUUACAACAAUUAUACUAUAAAUAAAACAAAAUAGAAA
Molecule: messenger RNA, 7992 nt
Organism: Rhineura floridana
Lineage: Eukaryota; Metazoa; Chordata; Lepidosauria; Squamata; Rhineuridae
Gene: RHEBL1
Product: RHEB like 1
Exons: 8
Coding region: 148-702 (184 amino acids)
Biological process (GO): small GTPase-mediated signal transduction
Cellular component (GO): plasma membrane
Molecular function (GO): GTP binding; GTPase activity; GDP binding
Source: RefSeq, a predicted model, not a curated record